Ruditapes philippinarum (Manila clam) is the source of this 5307-nucleotide messenger RNA. RefSeq names its product inositol polyphosphate 5-phosphatase K-like. The transcript is spliced from 13 exons. The coding region runs from base 103 to 1566 and encodes 487 amino acids. The record is from RefSeq and is a predicted model, not a curated record. Gene Ontology annotation, molecular function: phosphatidylinositol-4,5-bisphosphate 5-phosphatase activity. Gene Ontology annotation, biological process: phosphatidylinositol dephosphorylation. Gene Ontology annotation, cellular component: ruffle; plasma membrane; cytoplasm. NCBI's taxonomy places the organism in Eukaryota, Metazoa, Mollusca, Bivalvia, Venerida, Veneridae.
GAUGACGAUUUACGCAAAGCGACCCAGGAAAUACAAAUUGUUUGCUGGUUUUCAUUUUAUAAAACAAGUUUAUCGGUCCGUUUAAGUAGUGACAUUAAUUGAAUGCGACAUAGACUAAAUUUGCAAAAGGUUUUAGUUGUUGUCAUCAUAUACAGGCUAUAUUUGGGAUUGUUGUUUGAGACUGCCGUGCGCAAUCCAUGCGCAAAAAUGCAUAAGGUGUCAGAUAAACUGCACCACUUGUCAGUCAAGAAUGCCAAAAGUCACAAAUAUGACACAUUAAGGGUAUAUUUGGUGACAUGGAAUGUUGGGGCUGCUGGGCCACCUAAAGAUCUCACAGAACUUCUUGAUCUCAAAGAAGAAAAACUCCCAGACAUCUAUGGUAUUGGAUUUCAGGAGUUGGAUCCUACAGAUAAGGAUAUGAAAGACAACCAGUGGACAUGUAGAUUAACAGAUGACCUAGGCAGGCUUGAUUAUGUCAGGAUAAAAGUAGUGCGGAUGCAGGCUAUAUCACUACAAGUGUUUGUAAAACGUUCUCUACUCCUACAUGUUACAAGCAUAGAAUCAGAAUAUUCAAAAGCAGGGAUGGGUGGUUGGUGGGGGAACAAGGGAGGUGUGAGCAUACGGUUUGAUGUGGGUGGGGUCAAUGUAAUCAUUGUAAAUACACAUUUGGCAGCUCAUCUUGAAGAAAUGGCUGAGAGAAUAGAGGACUACAAUGUUGUAUUAAGUACGCAAAAGUUCAGGGAUCGGGAUGUUGAGAAUAUAUUAGAUCAUGACUAUGUGUUCUGGAUGGGAGAUUUAAACUGCCGUCUAGAGAAUAUAUCGAAGGAUGCUGCCAUAAAACUUAUAGAAAAAAAUGAACUCGACAAAUUGCUCAAAUUAGACCAGUUAAAACAAGCUCAACAGGAGGGCUUAAUGCUGGUUGAUUUUCAUGAGGGACCAAUCAACUUUAAACCUACAUACAAAUUUGAUAAAGAUACUGAUAUCUAUGAUACAAGUGAGAAGCAAAGAAUACCAGCAUGGUGUGAUCGGAUUUUAUACAAAACUCAUGAUGACAUUGAUGGGUUGAAGAUGUCUAAAAGAAAGUACUAUAGCCCCGCCUACAACAAGGGAGAUCAUAAACCGGUAGCUGCAAGUUUUGAAAUAAAUUUGAUACACUAUAAGAGUCGUCCGUCAUACAAAGACAGCGAUCAUAAACCCAUGACGGGACUGUAUGAAUUUAAAGUGUUUGAUAUGGAGCCGAACCCGUUUGUCAUUUUUGAUCCCAUCAACAAGUGGGGGUAUGGUAAAACACAAACGUUUCACUACACUAUUCGAUGUGGGAUUGAGCCAGAUUCUUCACCAUGGGAUUUCAUAGGACUUUAUAAGGCUGAUUUCAAAACAUUUGAUGACUACAAAACAUGGGUAUAUGGAAAGAACAAUGCUGAAGACCGGGGCGAUAAGGGCGUUACCUUGGAAAUUAAGGGGUCUUACCUGAAGGAACCCCCAGGGAAAUAUGUGCUAUGUUACAUCAGUAAAUACAAAGGAUGGUUGAGGGGAAUGAGUAACGUGUUUGAGAUUGUUGGCUGAAUCAGUGCUCAGAAUAGAAGACUUCAAAGGAAUUCCAGUUGAUCGAACAGUGCUAUUUUUAGAAGGACAAUAUAUUUUAUUCUUACUUAGUAGUUAGUAAAUCUGAAAAGUGUUAUGCACCUUCAAUAUAGAUUAUUUAUUCGAGAUUUAUAUUUUUGUAAGUGUUCAGAGUAAAAUUUGGACGUAGAAGCAAAUGCUUAGCCAGUUUGUCCAUCCAACAUUUCGUUUAUUCUUCCUAACUUUUUCUGAUUGUGCCAAAUUUUUGGUAAUUACCUUACAUGAAUGUUUACCUUUAGUUUGAAUUUGAGGUAUAUGGGUUCAAGGUGACGGUCAUUGAGGCUAAAAAUAGAUUUUUGUUCUCAUUUUGCCUUCUUUUAUUGUCUAAUUUUAUCUAUUUGGUAUGGACGUACCUUGUAUGAACAUUUUCCUUUGGUAUGAAAUGCCUGUGUCGAUUAUUGUGAACACUCGUAGUCUUGCCUCUGUGGUAUCAUCCUUCCAUUCAUAUUUUCAUUUAACCUUUAAUUUAGUCUGCUUGGUGGCAACAUAUCUUACCCAUGUUACUAGUGCAGACCAGUAUCAUCUUAAUAAUCUGUGCAAUCUAAUCAUGGUCUACACUUACACUACAUAUUUUUGAAAUAUUCCCUCAAAGUAAAUUGUUUUGUCUAAAUCAAAAAGAUGAACCAGUCCAUUUAUGAUAUUUAGCAUGGUAAGGGUUAAACAACCUCUUAACAAACCAUCUCGGCCAAUGUUGAUAAAACUAUGAACAGAUGUUUUUUGCAUAAAGAUACAAGAUGUAUGUCAUAAUAUUAUUGUUUGCUCAAAUUAUAUUAUCCUAGUAAAACUUAAGUUGCUAUGGCAACUGAAAAAAAAUUGUAAAAAAUACUCUCAAGGAGGGGAAGGCCUAGAAUGUUAAUGUUUCUACUAUAGUCUGUAAGACUUUGCAUGUUAUUUUAGUAGUCCUUUUUUGUCUUUUUCUUUAAUUUGAAUGUCUUGUAGCACAUGGUUUUGGUUAGGGUUGCAUAUUAUAUAGUUCUCAUCUGCUCUUUAAUGAGCAUUAUUUAUUGAUGAAUAUGAUUGUGACAUAUUUGGGAUUUAGAUACCUUGCAUAGGUGAGAUUUGACGUCAUAGAAGGACAAGGUUGUUAAGGUUAAGUACCGGUAUAGAUUUUUAUUCUUUUUUUUUAGCAUAAAACCUUUAUUUAUUUGUGAUAUCUGAGGGUCAAGGUCAUGUUUAGUGCCUUAUUUACUUUGAUGGUGCAGAAACUUUAAUGUUUUGUUAAUAUCUAAACUGUUAUUUAACUUUAAAACUAUGCUUACUUAGUAUGUUGUUGUACUUUAUUUCUUAGGUUAUGGAAUACAAUGUAGUUAUUGACACACUUUAGUUAUAUAUACUUAGUUACACUCUUAAAAGGACUCCACUGACGUUUUUUGACAUGACAGGACUGGAGAUAUUUUUCUGUGAUUUGUGUACUAUUUGAUGUUGGUUUGAACAAAAAGUUUUUGAGCAAAUUUUCAGAUUGUUGCCUAUUUCCAUUUUCCAGAAUAAUUUUAUUCUGCAAAAUGAACCAAAAAUGAAGUGUGGCAACACUUCACUCAAAUCGGACCAAGAAUUGCACUUACCGGUAUUAUCGAUUUUCAAUAUAAUUCUGAGUAUAUUUCUUUACUAUUCUUUGCAGAUUCUUUCAUUUUAAGUACUUCUCUUGGUCUACAAAAACAUUUGAAAACUUACAUUUGUAGGCUUUUUUUUGACCUCAGUGGAGCUCCUUUAAAGAAAUUGUACUUUAUAAGUAACUUAAGUUAUUUUGGUAAAUUUUCAAUGAUUUUUUUCAAUGAUAGUAAUAAUUAUCAUAAAAUUGUUAAUUUUGCUGUCAAAAAAGGGCUGGUGAGGUAUUUAUAUGUGAUGUAAAACAUUCAUGACAUGCUUAAUAUUUACUAAGUAAAUCGAUUUUUAACACUUCAUAUAUUUCAUCAAUAUUUUUUCCUCAGAAGAUUGAAAUCAAAUUGAAAUGUCCUACCUUCUUACUGCUGCUUUAUUCUAUUUAUCAUGCUAUAAGCUAGAGAUUUUUGUAAGCUAUAUAUGUUAUUUUAUUCAUUUUACUUUUGUCUGUUAAAUUUAUAAUAGCGUUAACUAUUUGUUUCUGUAUUUUUACGCAAGUGUAUGACACAACCUGAUGAUUGUCUCACAUGAUUUGAGAUUAUAUAUUCCUGUUACUUCCGAUAUCUUAAUUUUAUAAUCAAGUAAGACAUAUCUGAUAUAUUCAUGUAUAUAGAAAAGUCACAUGAAACAUGGGCAAGACUCGGGAGUUCUCACCUACGAAGGUGAUAAAAUGAGCAAAGAUUGCCCUCUUGUUAUAAAUAUAUAUUAUAUAUGUAUUUAUACAUUAGCAUCAUUUUCUGUACAUUUAAAUUUCUUAAAAAAUCAGCCUGCAUCUUUGAAUGUAUAUAAUUAUAUAAUAUGAAAUAUAGCCAUUAUUAUAGCAUUAAUUUUACCUAUGAUUAAGUUGUAUUUCCUAAGUCAUUAAGUACUUGUCAGAUCUCCCUUUUUCAUUUUACACAUUCCACCUUCAAUAUAAUUGAGCACUUUUAUGCGCCAGUCAUUUGUAAACCCUGGCCCCGCCUCCAGCCCUGGGAGUUGUGGGUGGCCUAAAUGAGACGAGAUUUUACCUUUCUAUCCAUCCCCUUACUGACUGGUCAAAUGGAUGUGCAGGGUUACAAUUUAAUGAUGCAUUAGUCAACUUAAGUGUUAUAUAUGCAGUUGGAAUAUUUUACUGUUGAUUAUCUACCAUAUAGUUUAUUUUACCUGAAAUUGUUGGUUGAAUUCUUAGCAGGACAUGUCCGUUUUGUAACAAGCAGGUCGGAUACACCAGUUCAUGUAGAAGCAGAUUUAAAAAAAAACAUUAUGUAAUAUAUGUUUGUAAACUUAUAAUUAUGAAAAUAAUUUGUGAUGAUGCAAUAGAUUUUAUCGAGAACUUGGCAAAUGUAGUUUUACCAAUUUAAUCCGGGGGGUUCAAACUAACUUCUACCUUUACAGCUUCUUGGUGCACUAUCAUUAUGAUUCACAAUAGAGUGAUCGACAUGUUGCAAAAUUUUAAAAAUCUAUAAAGAAAGUCAUGCUUUGGAAGCAUUAAUCACAACAAAAUAACCUGAAAAUUGUAGACUCAGUAUGAUUGAGUCUGUACAUGAGGGAUAAUGAAUAAGUGCAACAUCCCUUACGCCCCCUACACCCGCCUGAGUGACUCAAUUCUCAACACUUAAUAGUGCUGGUAUCAAUGAUUCCGAACGACCAGAAAGAUAUAACAACACUGAAGUGAACUACGGGACAACUUUUUACAGCUGCUACACGGGUUAACAUCUGCUGUUGUGAAGUUAAAAAAAUCUGGAAACAAAGUGAUCCUACAAACCUCCGGAUUAGAUGGGGAAAAACCCACAUUUGCCUAGUUCCGGUAUAUUAUUAUUGUAGAAGCGUUUUAAAAAAUUAUUUGUUUUACUGAUGAAAUAUGAAAAUUAAGAAUAUCAAACUGUAAAUAUUAUAUAAAUAUUAUUAUUGGGACUGUCCUUUAGAAUACUGUUAACUGUAUUGUUUUUGUGUGUUAUAUGGAUUCUCGAUAUUUUUGUACUUUACAUUAUUCUCUGUCUUUUUCGUUUCUGCAUCUCUCUUUAAGUAUUUAUAACCAAUUUAUUUUUACGAUGUUGUAUUCUUAUACCAAAGUUUAUAAAAUAAAAAAGGAGAAAGAAAUUUAAA